GCUGGGCAGAGCUGAUAAACGGUCAGUGGGGCACAGGCAACACAGCUGCCCUAGCCACCCAUUGUCUGUCUGCAUCCCGCUGCCUGUGUCCCACCAAGGAUGGAGGCCAUCAAGAAGAAGAUGCAGAUGCUGAAGCUGGACAAGGAGAAUGCCCUGGACCGGGCAGAGCAAGCGGAGGCUGAGCAGAAGCAGGCGGAGGAGCGGAGCAAGCAGCUGGAGGAUGAGCUAGCUGCCAUGCAGAAGAAGCUGAAGGGGACAGAGGAUGAACUGGACAAAUACUCUGAGGCCCUGAAAGACGCCCAGGAGAAGCUGGAGCUGGCAGAGAAGAAGGCGGCAGACGUACGUAUGGGGUGCAGGGUGGAAGCUGAGUGCUGCCUUGCCCCCCUUCCUGGUGGGACUGCAGCCCUCCCCUGUGCCUUGGGGACACAGGAAAGUCCCUUCCUGGUGGGACUGCAGCCCUUCCCUGUGCCCUGGGGACACAGGAAAGUCCCUGUCCGGCUCAGUGUGCUCCCGGUAAAACUGUGUAGGUGUCCAGCAGAGAACGGCCCUGUGAAGGACAAAUCCGGAGGGCAGAGCCGGGCAGCGAGCAGCCCAUCAAGUGCAGGAUAUGGGGUCCACGAAGCUCUGAGUCACGGCUGGGGGUGGUGGAGGCGAGCUCCGAGAAGGAGAAGGAGGAGGGGAGAGCCCUCAUCCCGCCGCGGGCGGGGGCUCAUGGGCAGCGUGAGCAUUGCACAGCCCGGCUAUUGUUGUCCACUGUUUCCAGGAAAACAAUGGUGCGAGCGGUGCAGGGUUUCACCCAGCGGCCGUUCUCCUGCCACCAAGAGGCAUGAGGCCCCCGCUCGUCACCUGUCAGGACCUGGCAGUCCGGGAUGUCUCAGGGUCCAGCGUCAGGGCGGUGCAGCCCAGCUCUGA
Vidua macroura (Pin-tailed whydah) is the source of this 912-nucleotide messenger RNA. RefSeq lists its product as uncharacterized. The transcript is spliced from 2 exons. Lineage: Eukaryota; Metazoa; Chordata; Aves; Passeriformes; Viduidae. Gene Ontology annotation, biological process: muscle contraction; actin filament organization. Gene Ontology annotation, molecular function: actin filament binding. Gene Ontology annotation, cellular component: actin filament. The record is from RefSeq and is a predicted model, not a curated record. The coding region runs from base 100 to 912 and encodes 270 amino acids.